Marasmius oreades (fairy-ring Marasmius) is the source of this 975-nucleotide messenger RNA. RefSeq lists its product as uncharacterized. The record is from RefSeq and is a predicted model, not a curated record. Bases 1 to 975 code for a protein of 324 amino acids. The transcript is spliced from 6 exons. Lineage: Eukaryota; Fungi; Basidiomycota; Agaricomycetes; Agaricales; Marasmiaceae.
AUGAUUCUCACUCAAAAAUAUGUUUUCACCGCACUGGCCUGCCUUUCCUUUGCUGUUAUUCCAGUUGUUCGCUCGGCAACGAUAGAUGUCGUCGUCGGAGGUCCUGGAAUUCUCAAAUAUAGUCCCGAAUUCGUCAACGCCUCGGUCGGAGACAUUAUACGGUUUACUUUCAAGCAAAAGAACCACACUGUUACACAGUCCACCCUGCAAUCACCUUGCUCUCCUAAAGCUGACGGAUUCGAUUCUGAUUUUGUUCCUGUGGCGGAUUCCGUUACUCAAGGUUUCCCGGUGGCUCAAUUCACCGUCGAGAACGCAGACCCCCUUUGGGUGUACUGCCGUCAAGCCAAUCAUUGCCAGCAGGGAAUGGUUUUUGCCGUCAAUCCUGGCGACAAAUUUGAAGCAUUCAAAGCUGCCGCGACCGGCAACACUACUUCUACGACAACUUCGACUUCGACAUCUACUUCUGCCACCAGUACUGCGCCUGCUGGAAGCUCGAAAGAUCACCGAGUAGUUGUCGGUGGCCCAGGCGUACUUGCUUUCCAGCCCGCAAAUAUCACUGCCCAAGUCGGUGAUACAGUGACCUUUGAGUUCAGACAGAAGAAUCAUACUGUUACCCAGAGCUCUUUCAACCAGCCAUGCCAAGCUCUGUCUGCUACCGGUCAACCGGGUUUUGACACUGGAUUUCACCCAGUUGCUGACGGAUCCACCACAUUCCCCACUUACACUAUUCAAGUUAACGAUACCAAACCAAUUUGGGCCUACUGCCGUCAGGCUAACCAUUGCACUAGUGGGAUGGUGUUUAGCGUCAACUCUGUUGAAACCGGUCCAAAUACCUUCGAGGCUUUCAAGUCCAAGGCAAUGGGAAGUAACGGUACCUCUGGUUCCAACAAUCAAAAUGCUGGGAUCUCCACUAGGCUAAACAGUGCAAGCAUUGCGAUCGCCGUCGUCGGGGUGGUUUUUGGCGUAUUGUGUUGA